AUGCUCUACAUCCGAGCUUUGAGCGCCGACCCAUGCACGCUCGUCGUUCGAUUCUCCGGCUGCCACGUCACCAAGGACCCCGAGUUUGCACGAAAAGCUCGGCGCAUUAUUAGUCCGUUUCAAGAGAAGAUCAAGUGCGAGCAGCUCCACGGGUGCGACUUGCUCGCCAUGUCGUCGAGCAUCCCCAAGUACUACUAG
Messenger RNA from Saprolegnia parasitica CBS 223.65, 198 nucleotides. RefSeq lists its product as hypothetical. The record is from RefSeq and is a predicted model, not a curated record. The transcript has 2 exons. Bases 1 to 198 code for a protein of 65 amino acids. Lineage: Eukaryota; Oomycota; Saprolegniomycetes; Saprolegniales; Saprolegniaceae.